Molecule: messenger RNA, 1642 nt
Organism: Colletotrichum godetiae
Lineage: Eukaryota; Fungi; Ascomycota; Sordariomycetes; Glomerellales; Glomerellaceae
Product: TAM domain methyltransferase
Exons: 10
Coding region: 320-1333 (337 amino acids)
Molecular function (GO): methyltransferase activity
Source: RefSeq, a predicted model, not a curated record
GUCUUUGUUGGUUUCCCGGGACGGACAGGGGUGUGUAUGUGUCCAGAGUUGCGCCGUUUCUUGUGUCACCUCACAAAAAGACGUGCGCUUCCUGUUGGUUUUUGUUUCGUUUCCCCCCUACAAUCGUUUUCCGAAAACCAGGUGUUCGGGCUCGAUGUAGUUUGUUUCCAUUUCGUCACAAAGUCGACUGUCAAUUCCACCUCUCUCCCCCUCGCAUGUGAGAUCGCAGACUGGAUAAGCCCCCGCAUCCCAAGAAAGCUAGUCCACGCUUCCGACAGGGUUCUGUCAAGACUUGUACCUCCGGAACCCCGUUGUCAUCAUGGCUGAGAUUGACCGCGAAGUUAAGAUUGUAGCUGAGGAGACUGAUAAUCUCAGCAAUCUCACCUCAGAAUUCGGUAAAGUAGCAUUAUCAACACAUAGCCUCACAGCGUCAAUCCUCCAGAAUCGAGUCGAGAAUGGCCGGACAUAUCAUCGAUACAAGGACGGAAAAUACAGCAUGCCAAAUGACGAGACGGAGAGCGAGAGACUAGACUUCCAGCACGACAUUUGCAUCUACACCUUCGACGACAAACUCGGCAUAGCCCCACCUUGCGAAGAAGACGUCCAAGUCGGUCGAGUUCUCGACGUGGGGACGGGGACCGGGAGUUGGGCCAUGGAUUUUGGCGACUUACAUCCCGAGGCUGAUGUGUUGGGUGUCGAUCUCUCGCCUGUGAAAGCAGAAUUCGUGCCACUAAACGUCAGAUUCGAGGUUGAUGAUAUUGAGGAAGACUGGACAUAUUCACAUCCGUUCGAGUACAUCCAUAGUCGAUUCUUGACGGCAAGUAUUGAGGACUGGGAACGAUUCAUCAAACAAUGUUAUGACAAUCUUAUCCCUGGCGGAUGGCUGGAACUCCAGGAAGCCGAUUUGAUGCCGAGAUCGGACGACAAUACUCUCCCCGAAGAUGCCGCCAUCAUCAGAUACGUACAUAUGCUGAACGAAGCCUCCGAGAAGACGGGCCGCAAGUUCAUUGAGCCAAGUUCUCUUAAAGCCAAGAUGAUUGCAGCUGGUUUCGUCGAUGUCGAGCUACGCAUGUACAAGUGGCCUCACAACGAGUGGCCCAAAGAAGACAGGUACAAGAGGCUAGGGUAUUGGACGCAGGAGAAUUUCGGCACUGCCCUCGAAGCGCUGUGUAUGGCGCCGUUCACUCGCGUCCUCGAAUGGACCAGAAACGAGGUCAACGUGUUACUCAUCAACGUUCGGAAGGACCUGAGAAACACGAAUUAUCAUGCUUACUGCCCUGUUUACUGUAUUGCCGGCCGCAAGCCAUUGCAGCGCAGAUCAGACUUUCUAUGAAGGGCUGAGAAACCUACUCCGUCUUAACAGGAGACUGGCUUUAGACUCUAUCAAAUCGAGGCAUGUCCCAGGCGUUUGCACACCAAUGGAAAUGAAUUUGGGACUUUGGGAACCUGGAUCAACCCAUUCGACCGCCCGUAUUUAGAAUGUUUCAACCAGACACAGGAAAGAAGGCUGUCAAGUAGCCAGCGAUGCUAUUUAAAAGUGGUCAAAAUGACUGCAAAGUGCUUGAUUCUCGCACCUAGAUUAUUAGGAACCUAGGAACUAUGGAUAAGAAUGUAAAUUGGGUGCAUAAUUGACCCAUUACCA